Molecule: messenger RNA, 705 nt
Organism: Macroventuria anomochaeta
Lineage: Eukaryota; Fungi; Ascomycota; Dothideomycetes; Pleosporales; Didymellaceae
Exons: 3
Coding region: 1-705 (234 amino acids)
Source: RefSeq, a predicted model, not a curated record
AUGGCUGACAAGCCGGCUUUGAUGCAGUGGCACCGAGAAUUAGAAGAUGUCAACGGAGCAGACUAUAUCUUCAUCUCGCAUGCGCAUUUCGAACAUCUUACCGGCGCCGGUCACCUUGCGCGCAGAACGGGAGCAAAAGUGAUCGCGAACUGCAAGGCUAUCAAUCUCUUUCGCCAGGCUGGUGUACCGGAGACGCAACUUCAGCCUGUGUCUGGAGGGGGGAAACUUCCUCUGUUCACUCGAGCUACUCGAGACACGGCGUUGAAAGGCGACUGUGCGCUUGCCCCUGGAGCACCUGGUGCCCCAGCUCUCCCACAUCCGGAUCCUACAGCUCUUGCGGUCCAUGUCUGGCCAUCAUUACAUUGCUUCAUGCCUGGAAGCUCCCAUGCAGAUCUCCCGGACAUCUUUGAUACCGGGAAGGAGUACCACGGAUCAGCUAGUCCAUUUGCGUAUGUAGUCGUCCUUGGAAUUGCAGGUCGAGCCAACUUGAACGGCAGGCCCUUCAACGGCUCAGCGGCGCAUUUUGCGGCAUUGCAACUGAAAUGGCUGGGCGGGCCUAAGAAGGUAAUUUGGUGCCUGCACGACGAGGCUCUGGUCGCGCCGUUCAGGGUAGAUACGACAGCAGCAACAAGAACAGUGGAGAAUGAGACUGGUGCAAGGGUCGUGGAGUUGGCGUACGCGAAGCCGUAUGUGGUGUUCGAAUGA